Molecule: messenger RNA, 1224 nt
Organism: Rhodotorula graminis WP1
Lineage: Eukaryota; Fungi; Basidiomycota; Microbotryomycetes; Sporidiobolales; Sporidiobolaceae
Exons: 5
Coding region: 1-1167 (388 amino acids)
Biological process (GO): double-strand break repair via homologous recombination; reciprocal meiotic recombination; telomere maintenance
Cellular component (GO): centrosome; replication fork; Rad51B-Rad51C-Rad51D-XRCC2 complex
Molecular function (GO): single-stranded DNA binding; ATP-dependent activity, acting on DNA; four-way junction DNA binding
Source: RefSeq, a predicted model, not a curated record
AUGACGGCUCUCGCCAAGCUCCUCCCGCUGCUCGCGCCGGACGACGACCUCUCGCUCGCCCUCGACCACCUCGAACGCGAGCACCGCAUCGUCACCGGCACGUCCCUCCCGAAGCUCACCCUGCCCCCGACGCGCGACCCUCCAGACGUCGACCUCGCGUUCGCGCCACCGCUUCCACCACACCCUCUCCUCCCGCCGACCCUCUUCGACCGCCUCCAAUCCCUCGUCACGACCAACCUCGCCGCACCCGCCCUAAGCGGCACCUACCUCCUUCAGCAGAGCCGUGACCGCAAGGGCAAGCAGCGCGAGCGGUACUCGACCUCGCUCGACGACCUCGACGUCCUUCUCGACGGCGGAUUCUGCGCCGGUGAGCUCAUCGACGUGUGCGGGCCGCGCCGCAGCGGUCGCACCGUCUUUGCGCUCUACGUCGUCCUCCUGCACCUCUUGCUCCACGCCGACAGGCGAGCCGCCUGGCUCGACCCGGGCGGCUCGUUCGACGCGUACCGCUGCCUCGCCAUCCUGCGCGACGUCCUCGUCCCGCGCCUGUAUGCCCUCGGCGGCUCGUUCGCCGGCGACGACGGCAAGGAGCCGGCGCCCCAAGAUCUCGCCAUCGCGACGCUCGACCGGCUCGCCGUGUCGAGCCCGAGAAAGUCGGGCGACGCGCUCGACGUCCUCGCGGCCGAAACCGAGGCGACGGGCAAGACCGAGACGCUCAGCAUGGUCGUGAUUGACUCGCUCGAUACCCUCGUCGGUGGCGAGGCGCUCUCGAGCGGGUCCGCGCAAGGACAAGCCAAGCUGAUCGCCUUCAUGCGUCGAAUGGGCACGCUCGCACGAUCAACUACUGCCCCGCUCGCUGUCCUCGUCGUCACCACCGCCAUCCCCCUCGCCUCCUCUUCCACACCACGAGGUCCUCCACCCGCCGCCGGCGGCCAACCUCCCCCGCUCUCGUCCCUCCCCCUCCCCGAGCCGCUCAGACCCUCUCUCGGCCCGACAUUCGCCUACCUCGUCGACCUCUCGGUGCUACUUACGCCCGCCGAGCCGCUCUUUGGGCCCGUCGACGGCAAGGGGAGGACGGUGCUCGAGGUGACGAGGAACUCGAGGGGCGACAAGGGCGGGACGGUCGUGUUCAAGCUGGAAGGAGGUGUAGAUCUCGAGCAGCUGGUGUAGCUCGACGGAGGAGCAAGGUGCAAUCGACGACGACGAGCUUUCGCCCAUUCUCAAGCU